AUGUCUUCGUAUAGCUCUGCAUCAAAUGUUCACAGUCCUGAUUUUUGUGGUUGCGGUUUGAGUCCAGUGCUGAGGACGUCGUGGACCGACAAGAAUCCUGGGAGGAGAUUCUGGGGUUGCUCCAUGUACAUGAAGAACCGUAGGAUGGGAUGCAACUUUCACCAGUGGCAUGACCCUCCUGUUUGUGGUAGAUCUCGAAAUAUUAUCCCUGGCUUGUUAAAAAGAAUCGAAAGAUUGGAAUGUGAAAUCGAGAAGCGUGGUCGAAACGAGAGGAGAAUGAAGCAAUGGCUGUGUGCUUUAGCAGUUUUAGUUGUGUUGUUGUUCUGGCAUUGUAUUAGUAUGAUGUAUUAG
This is a messenger RNA of Daucus carota subsp. sativus, 351 nucleotides long. RefSeq lists its product as uncharacterized. Bases 1 to 351 code for a protein of 116 amino acids. Lineage: Eukaryota; Viridiplantae; Streptophyta; Magnoliopsida; Apiales; Apiaceae. The record is from RefSeq and is a predicted model, not a curated record. The transcript has 2 exons. Gene Ontology annotation, molecular function: zinc ion binding.